Brachypodium distachyon (stiff brome) is the source of this 1449-nucleotide messenger RNA. RefSeq lists its product as uncharacterized. Bases 1 to 1032 code for a protein of 343 amino acids. The transcript is spliced from 9 exons. Lineage: Eukaryota; Viridiplantae; Streptophyta; Magnoliopsida; Poales; Poaceae. The record is from RefSeq and is a predicted model, not a curated record.
AUGGCGGCGGCGCGUGUGCUCUCUGUUGCCGCGGUGCUUCCCAUAGGCGGCGGCGGCCCCCCAGAGGCCUUUCGCCGGCGAAUCGCCACGACGCGCCACGGCCCACGGGAGAGGCGACCGGCGACGACGCCACCAUGGCACUGCCGCAACAAGGACGAGAAGGACUUCGUCGGUAAUGAACGCCUCUUCUGCGACUUUUGCCUCGAGGAGGACGAGAAGAAUCCCCUGAAGUGGGUCAAGAAACUGGCAAGCUCCGACUUCCGGGAGCUAUGCGAGGCCUACUACUUCUGCGCCGCCUCCACAGAAGGCUUCUGCGAGCGUUGCUGCCCCGUGUCCACCUGCCAUGGGCACAAUGACCACGAUAACAUAUUCCAGGUCAUGCACCCGGGGGAACUGCUCCUUGUCAGACUGGGGGACGUUAACAAGUUCUAUGACUGCACUGACAUCCAGCCAGACAUUCCAGGGUCGGUGCUCAUUCAUCCCAGGCCGGAGCCGCUGCUCGGUGGGGAUAAGUCGUGCGGCUACAGAGAUUGCCACCACGAGGUCGCCGAACCAUACACUUUCUGCUCUAUCUGCUGCAAACACAAGGAGAACCCGUAUAGCAAUUGGAUGUGGCGGGUGCAAGGACUCUUGAAGCGUCCAUUCAUACCCAGACACCGAUGGAACAGAUUCUGCCUGGAAUGCCAUGCCCCAUUCGGUUAUCAAGUGUGUGAGCAUCACGGCAAUCACUUUACUGUCGCGGUCAUAGAAAGUGAAGGCGGUCUUGUCGUACGGUUCCCAGCAGGCAUCGGCUCGGAGUGGUCCAAUACCAGGUGGCUUGACUGCUUGGGUGCCGUUCAGAGCACUAGGAAGGACAUGGAUGGUGGGGUGCUAGUGCUAGUAGACUUCAUAGUUGACGUGCCGUUGACGCGGCCGAAGCAGUUGAAUUCAGAGCGAUGGCCCAAGUCUUGUAGUGAGUGCGACAAUGGUAUCAACGAGGAUAAGGAGUAUUGCUCAAUUCAGUGCAUGGCUAGUAAGCUUCCAGGUGAUUAGUGAAGGGAAAUGGAUCAAGUGUUGCAAAACCAAAAUGGGGGCGUUGACAGACAUGAUUUUUCUUGAUAGAUGCAGUUCAUGUGGAUAAUUUUCCUUUAUAUUCUUUUAUUCUUCAUCUUCACUGUCCAUGUGGAAAAGUGAAUGAUGUGUCGACUGAAGUGAUACCUACAAAACUUUGCAUAAAUACUGAGUUACUGGUUCCAGCAGGAAUGUAGUUACCUGCUGCAAUAUCCUCCCUCUACAAGGCUGUACAAUUCACUUAGCAAUUAUCCGUUUAUGAACAACUGUGUUAGUUUUUAGUAUCUACUUUGUGAGAAAAUCAGGCCAAUCUUUACUAUAUUUUUAUUGGCAUACUUGAGAUGUAUGUGAUUGUUUCCAGUAUGAUCGUGUAAAUGUUGUUGUUAUUGAACUUGUUUA